This is a messenger RNA of Pundamilia nyererei, 7614 nucleotides long. RefSeq names its product tripartite motif containing 3b (gene trim3b). The record is from RefSeq and is a predicted model, not a curated record. NCBI's taxonomy places the organism in Eukaryota, Metazoa, Chordata, Actinopteri, Cichliformes, Cichlidae. Bases 2500 to 4788 code for a protein of 762 amino acids. The transcript has 17 exons. Gene Ontology annotation, molecular function: zinc ion binding; ubiquitin protein ligase activity; protein binding. Gene Ontology annotation, biological process: proteasome-mediated ubiquitin-dependent protein catabolic process; protein polyubiquitination.
ACAGUAUCAGCUCACCUGUCAUCACAGUGGAGUUUUGGUGUUUUGUGUGUUUACACAGGCUGUCAGCUCUUAUCUGUUGGUGUUGCACAGGUGUAUCACAGUGAGAAGACAGCAGAGAGUAUCAUACUUCUCCUGCAUUAUUUCUCUGGCCUGUUAAAAUGUCUCGUGCUCUAACCCAUCUCUCUCCCACCAUGCUUCUUAAGCGAGAAGAAGACAUUUUGAUAUCCUGUCUUGCCACUUUUUCAGGUUUAUCUGCAUGUGUGUUCUGUAAGAGAGAGUUCACCCAAACUGUGAGGAUCCUGUGGUACGGUAAAGCACCAGCAGAGGUUUCGGUCGUGAAUGAGACGAAGAACAUGGUCUCUUUUGUGUUCUGUAAAGCCAACAGUAAACAGAACGUGACACAUGCGCUUAAGCGCACACACAAAAACAAUUAGCUCAGCACUCAAAUACUAUAAUACUGCGAGUUUGGGGAAUUACUUAAUCUAAGGUCACCAGCAGCAUUGCUGCUAUUAUUACUGUGUUUAUAAUGGCCAGGAGAAUUAUGACACAUUUUUGCUUUUAUGGUAUUAGUUGGCAGCUCUCUCAAAGACGCGUCCUCUUCAUGCAUAAUUUUUCUUCAUGCAUCCUGAAUGUGUUUGGCUUUAUCCCAUCCCAGUGCCUUUAACUGCUGAGUUUAAAUUCUAAAUCUGCUUCCCUUCACUCACUUUAAAGCCUGUCAGUUAAAAACUGGUCAUGGAUACUUUAGACCAUCAAAACUAAGCAUCGUGGCCUACUUAGGAGUUUAAGUGAGCAUGAAUGAAGAUGGGGCCCGUGUCAAAACUUGGUCUGCUGAAUUCAUGUAACCGUGUACACGCACGAGUGUAUUCAUUCAUGUGCAUCCACGGCGGUCAAAUCUUCUUGAUGUUACAGCGUUUGCUUUUCAUGUCUCCAUCAAGUUCAUUUUAAAGCUCGAAAGUGCAAAAGGUUUGCCUCAGCUAUAGUUUAGAUACAAAAAAAAAAAAACAUGUUAAAUUAAGUUUCUUUUUUGAAAGUUGCAUCAUCUCACACUGCUACUUUAAUCUUUAUUCCAGUGUUUUAAGGAAGAGUACUUAUUAUUUGGCACUUUUCAGACUCCGCAUUCUUCUUUCACAGGGGUCCACCCAAGAAAAGUGCUGUGAAACCAGCAGUAGAUGAAUGGACACAAAUCACCUCACUGUCCUGCUGUCCCGAGGACCGGUGGUCUUAUUUUAGCCUCACUGUCAUUGCUUCCUCGUCUAGUCACUAAUACACGAGUCUAAAUUUAGACAGACGUCAUAACAGAUGAUAUUAGUAUCGGUGUGUUCUAGUACAGAAAAACAGAAUGACGGAGAAGUGUGAGAACUGUGCUGAAGAACUGAAUACAUCCUGUAGUUGAUCCCCCCAUUAUUUCUAAACUCGGGAGACAUUCCAGCUUCUUUUCAUUGGAGUCCAGCAGAGACAACUAGAUACUCUUGAAAUGCCGGUUUAAAGCAGAGGACUUAUGGAGAACAAUGCAUAUUUCGAUUUAGACAAAACAUAAGCUACUUACCGCUAAUCAUUUCCGUUUGACACCCUGUGUGUCUUUAACCCGAGUAAAAAUGUGACAUGUUGUUCUUGGAGUUGAUGGCUUAAGAUAUGACCUUUACCCUCCCAGUGUGGGGACUGUAUGUCAUUGGAUCCUCUGUGCAAAGACUGGAAAGAUACAGCUUGGCUUUUACCCACUCUGGUGUGUGAGUGUCCGUGCGCGUGCUCAUGCUCGGUGGGCAACAACUAACAAUAGGACACGAGCGGAGAUGGGACAGGGGAUUGAGAGCUGUAUUAGAUCCAGCAGCGACAGAUGUGCAGACAGGAGGGAAAGUCUGGUGGGGGGAUAAUGAUAGUCAGUGUGUGUCUGUGUGUGUGUGUAAUGUUUAUAACUGCUUUCCUAUCAUUGUGUGUUUACUUGAGGCAUGUACUACUCUUCGCUCACCCCUCCAUCUGUAUGAGCACAUGAGUGCAUGCCUGAUGCAUGAAUAAUGCAUGUGCUGACCUACUGAGAAAAUGUGGCUGAAUUCAUUGCUGUUAGCAACAGAGAGAUGAAAAUGAUAUGAACAGCAUUCAACAAAAGUGCAAAUUCAAGCCAUGCAUCAAGUCAAGCUGUGUGGUUAUGACCUCUUGUUACGUAUGUACAAUAUUUGCACUGGAUGCUUGUUUUCAGUUAACACCUGAUCUUGCAAGCGAUGCUUCACUAGCAUUUUUUUACUGCUGUAAUUAAUUUUGCCGUAUUUGCUGACCUUGCACUGAUGAAUGUGAAAGUGGGCCAUGUGGAGGCAGCAGGGGUUUGUGUUGCUAGGCAAAAUAUCCAUACCUUGCAUCAUAUAUAUAGCUUUUUUUUUCCUAAUGUGAGAACAAUAACAGACUUCUCUGUUCUGGUCACCCUACAGUUGGUUUCUGGCUUUCAUGUAACUUCUACCUACAGAGGUUAACUGCUGUCGUUGUCCGUGGCUUUAAAUUUCCUUUGCCAUGGCCAAGCGCGAGGCUGGAAGUACCAGCCCUGUGGUGCGUCAGAUAGACAAGCAGUUUCUGGUCUGCAGCAUCUGCCUGGAUCAUUACCGCAACCCCAAGGUCUUGCCCUGCCUGCACACCUUCUGUGAAAGCUGUCUCCAGACCUACAUUCCCCCUGAGUCUCUGACACUCUCAUGCCCAGUGUGCCGGCAGACAUCUAUCCUGCCAGAGAAAGGAGUUUGUGCCCUGCAGAACAACUUCUUCAUCACUAAUCUUAUGGAGGUCCUUCAACGAGACCCAGAGUGCUCGCGGCCAGAGGCCUGCAGUGUGUUGGAAUCAGUCAGUGCUGCAGCUGCAGGGAAGCCGCUCUGCUGCCCAAACCACGAAGGAAAGGUGAUGGAGUUCUACUGCGAGUCAUGUGAGACAGCCAUGUGUUUGGAGUGCACAGAGGGCGAGCACAGGGAGCACAUGACUGUUCCUCUGCGGGAUGUGGUGGAACAGCACAAGGCUGCGCUGAAGACACAGCUGGAUGCCAUACACAGCAGGCUACCUCAGUUAACAGCAGCCAUUGAGCUGGUGAGUGAGAUCUCUCGACAGCUGAGUGAAAGGAAGAAUGAGGCAGUAGCGGAAAUUACAAGUACAUUUGAAGAGCUGGAACAGGCGCUGCAUCAGCGCAAGACGGCCCUCAUCACAGACUUGGAGAAUAUCUGCAGUACCAAGCAGAAAGUGCUGCAGGCCCAGCUUUCAGCUCUCCUCCAGGGGAAGGAACAUAUUCAGAACAGUUGCAGUUUCACAGAGCAAGCUCUCAGCCAUGGUAGUGCUACUGAGGUGCUGCUGGUUCAGAAGCAAAUGAGUGAGCGAGUAAACGCGCUGGCCAGACAUGACUUCCCAGAGAAACCUCAUCAGAAUGCACACCUGGACUGCCAGGUGGAGACCGAGGGCCUGCGGCGCUCCAUCCAGAACCUGGGUGUUCUCCUCACCACAGCAGCUGUGGCUCACACUUCCGUGGCCACAGGAGAGGGCCUCCGCCAUGCAGCAACUGGGCAACACCAAACUAUUACUGUGACAACAAAAGACAAAGAUGGGGAGUUGGUGCGGACAGGAAACGCAGUUUUAAAAGCAGAGAUAACGUUCGCUGAUGGGAGCCGGGCUGCAGAGACGGAGAUAACGGACAAUAAGAAUGGAACAUACGAGGUGGGCUACACGUUACGCUCUGAGGGAGAGUACUCGUUUUCUUUGCUGCUGUACGGACAGCCGGUACGUGGCAGCCCUUUCCGACUGCGAGCAGUUAAGCCGUCAGAUGUUCCGCAAUCUCCAGACGAUGUGAAGCGGAGGGUGAAGUCCCCCAGUGGCACGGGGGGCCACAUACGGCAGAAGGCAGUGCGACGGCCUUCCAGUAUGUACAGCACGACUAAGAAAAAGGAGAACCCCAUUGAAGAUGAGCUCAUCUACAGAGUGGGUUCUCGGGGUAGAGAGAAAGGCGAGUUCACAAAUCUCCAGGGGAUCUCAGCCUCUAGUAAUGGCAGAGUGGUGGUGGCUGACAGCAACAACCAGUGCAUACAGGUUUUCUCCAAUGACGGCCAAUUCAAGAUGCGCUUUGGGGUCAGAGGUCGGUCUCCAGGGCAGCUGCAAAGACCAACGGGUGUCACUGUUGACAUGAACGGUGACAUUGUGGUGGCCGACUAUGACAAUCGGUGGGUCAGCAUCUUCUCUCCUGAUGGGAAGUUUAAGAAUAAGAUCGGUGCAGGACGGCUCAUGGGUCCCAAGGGUGUGGCUGUGGAUAAGAACGGACACAUCAUCACUGUGGACAACAAGGCUUGCUGCGUCUUCAUCUUUCAAUCCAAUGGGAAACUUGUGACCAAGUUUGGAGGCAGAGGGACUUCUGACAGACAGUUUGCAGAAAAACUUGGCCCAAACAUAAAUAAAUCUGGCCCAGUUUUCAGCCCGCAUUUUGUUGCCGUGAACAACAAGAAUGAAAUUAUCGUGACCGAUUUUCACAAUCACUCUGUGAAGGUGUACAGCGCUGAUGGGGAGUUCCUGUUCAAGUUCGGCUCUCAUGGCGAAGGGAACGGCCAAUUCAACGCUCCCACUGGCGUGGCUGUGGAUGCCAAUGGAAACAUCAUUGUAGCUGACUGGGGUAACAGCAGAAUACAGGUGUUUGACAGCACAGGGUCCUUCUUAUCCUACAUUAACACUUCGGCAGACCCGCUGUACGGCCCCCAGGGCCUAGCGCUCACCUCAGAUGGACACGUGGCUGUUGCAGACUCUGGCAAUCAUUGCUUUAAAGUUUACAGAUAUCUGCAGUAGACUGAGGGGAAGAUGUCGCCGCCACCACCAACUCCUGCUUUAAAAAGCAAUGUCACAUAUUUCUUGCAGAGAAAAAGUUGCAACAUGCCUGCACACUUCCCAGAGGCUCCAUGUCCACAAAUUAAUUUCCUGUUCAUUUUGUCUGUAAAUACUUCAAGGAUUUAAUGUCCAGAAAUGAUAAAGAACGAACUUCCAAAACAUGCAAUUUUAAUGUUUUCAAAGACAAAAUUGGCUAGAUAUCACAAAAACUACUGACUACUGCAAGAACAGAAACCAUAAUUACUAAAACGGCAGUGAGUUCUUGGAUUACUUCUAUUUUUAAAAACAAUCAAGCAGGUAAACAUAUCUCAUAUAGAGACUUUCAAAUACUUGCGUUUUUUUUUUUAAAAGAAUGUGAAACAGCCUCUGCUCAACUAUACACCUGCAAAGUUAGAUGACUACAUCUUGUACAGUCGCGUUGCUGUUACAUGGCAAAAUAGGUCCAUAGACAGACAUGCAUAUAUCAAAAACACCUAAACAAUCAAUUAGGCAUGUCUAUAUUUUGUCAUUUUUGGUUUGUCUAACUUUAACUUUCCAUAAAGCUGAGCUAUAAUGCUUCUCUCCACCUCAUGUUUUUAUUCUCGGACUCUACUAGAGUAGCUUUGCAUGAUUCUGUCUGAAACAAGCUGUUUUAGUUUGAGGUUUGAGAUGGGCUUUAUCAGCAGAUGGGCAGUGUUGCGCUUCUCACAGAGCUGCGUGCCUGAAAAUCAAUAAUUCAAUUUUGGUACCUAAAAAUUUCAGCUUAAUAACUUGAAAUGUCAAGUUAUUGAGGGAAACAGAGUGCUUUAGGCAGCUAGAAGCCUGAGCUAUUAGCGCAUGGGAAUUAUUUGCACAAACACUUGGCUAUAUUUGUGAUUAGUAUCAAUGUCACAGUAAAAAAAAAAGUUUGUGUGUAUGUGUGUGUGUAUGAAUGACAUAGAUUAGGUAUAAGCAUAAUAGUUUACUCUGAUUGGCUUAGAGCCUAAAACUAACCAACUAUCGACAGGAAAAAAUGAACAGGAAAUUAACCCCUGGCUCAAAGGCCUUUUAGCUCUAUUCCCCAAGUGUAUCUUCACAGCCUGUCAGUCUUAAAUUGUUUUGGCAAUGCAGAUGGGCAACACUCAGUAUCCAGCAAACAAGGCAACGCAAUGAAGAUUCCCAGUUUCCUGAAAGGAACAUGAUGCUUUAUGAGUAAAAAAAAAAUGCUCAGGUCUUUCCUUGAACAACGUUGCAUGUUCGUGUGCUCUGAAAAUGAUCUUCUUGUCACUGCCUUACAAUAUUCAUCAGCGAACUCUGCAGAAACUUCAGGAAUGUGUUGUUUUAAAAGGAACUGCUUAUCAUUCUCAUUCUGCACCUUAUCAGUCUGACAUGAUCACUGCACAAUUAAAAUUCUUAUCAGUGUUUUUUUUAAUUUUUUUUAUUUCUAUUUAGCCAUAAGAUGAGUUUACGUAUAUGCAAGUUGUUUCAUUUUGGGAUCCAAAAACAAGCAUCAAAAAGCACAGUAGUUAAAAAAAAGGCUAAAUAUCUGAACCAGCUCCCCUUCACCCUAAAGUCGGAGCCCUACUAGCAAAACAAAAUAGUAACUAGUCCUUGCACUUUCGUAUAUUCAUACCUACAAUUCACUGUAGUUGUGCAUAUGCACAUUUACACGUAUGUAUAUAUUUAUACAUAUAUAUAUGGAUUUGGUGUCUAUAUAGCCUACAUAUUCCAGCACUUAAACAGAAACAAGGUCACGCCAAGUAGUUAACUGAAUGAAUGAAACAUCAGUGGAACAAAGUCGUAAUAAGUACAUAUUAUUUUCUGUAUUCUUUUUUUUUUUUUCCUUUUUGCAAAAGAAUUUAUUUAUUUACAAAUUUCUUUUCUACAUAAUUUGUUUGACAAAUUAUUUUUCUAAUUGGUCGGUUUGAACCUUCUCCUCCUCUUUGCCAAACUUAGCUAUACCAUUGUAACUUGUAGCACUCAAAGCUGUUUUCUGUUUUUGACUCUUCCCGGUCAAACAGUGACGUUUCCUUCUGCCAAAACCUAUUGUUGUAAGUUGCUGUUGAACAUUGCACAGAAUACAAAUAAUGAGAGUUAUAUAGUUUGCAAGAGUAAUAUAUGCCUCUAUGUAUAGUUCAUUUUGACAUAAUCAGAACGUGUACUGUAUAUUACAAUCAUAUUCCUGUUGUAGCUGACAAGCACUUUUAUCGUGGAUUUUCCAGGAUUUGUAUUCAUUUGCUCUGUAGUUCAAUGUUUAGAGGUUUUUGUUUUUUGUGUGUGUGGCUCUUACAAAAACACCAGCUAAUAUGCAGUGACACAAAAUCUCUCACCUGUGUUUUAGAAAUACUGUCUGUCCCCCAGUACUGACUCAUUCUGAUUUUCCAUCUGCAUUUCCUAUUUAUUGGAAAACUGACAGAUUGAGCUAAACUUCCCUUCUCACUAGACUGUAUUUAUUCUUUUUGUUGUUGCUUUUAACUGUCAAAAGACAUGUGGGGGGAAAACUGAAGCACACAGUAUUAAUAAAAUGACAUCAACUUUUGUGUAUACAACUGUGUACUACAAGAGGCCAUUUACAAGUAAUCAGUCCGUUCAUGUAUCACGGGGAAGGUAUGAUUGUAAAUUAAAGAAUGACUAAACUACUGCAAAUUGCCUGCUUUGUAUAACUAAACUUUAGUUUAUUAUACAGUAGACUCAUUUUUACAGUUGUUUUCCUUUGUUUCUUGGCCAGAUUAGAUAUCAGCAUCUCUCUUCAUGCCUACUUUGCCUACUAUGCCAGUUGUUUUUUUUUUUUUCCUGAUGUCCUCUUUUUCUAUUGUCAAAUAAGAUAAA